AUGCUGGAAGAACAGACAUGUCAUCUUCCCAAGGCCCAGUUGAGUGGACCAGGAAAUCAAGGCAUGUCCCUCCAGGGGCACAGAGCAACCUCCCGGGGCCCUCUGUCCUCCUGGGAGAGUCCUCCAGCGUCCAGAAGCAGGACUAGGUAUAACCUUGCUCGAGCACCCAGAGUCCAUGUGGGGAUGACACCCAGCGGGCUCUCAGGGGGGCUGAGUGGCCGCGUGAGCCGCCGGGCCCUGGGCAUCAGCAGCGUCUUCCUGCAGGGCCUGUGGAGCUCGGGCCCAGUCUGGGUGCCAACUCCAGAUCUCGAUAGAACCCUCGGCGGCCUCGAGGACCUGGGGAGCUGCCUGGCAGAAUACAUGGCCAAGGUGCACGCCCUGGAGCGCGUCAGCCAGGAGCUGGAGGCGCAGCUCAGGACGCAGCUAGAGAGCACAGCCACGCACUCGGAGCGCUGGGGAGCACUCAGGGCCUCCUGGGCCAGCAGCUGCCAGCAGGUGGCUGAGGCGGUCCUGGAAAAUGCCCAGCUCAUGCUGCAGAUGGAGAAUACCCAGGCAGGCGCAGAGGACUUGAAAGAGAGAUAUGAAAGGGAGCAAUCAUUUCGAAAAUCAGCAGAAGAGGAAAUUAGCUCUCUGUAUAAAGUCAUUGAUGAAGCUAAUUUGACAAAAAUGGAUCUGGAGAGUCAAAUAGAAAGCCUGAAAGAAGACCUUGACAAUCUGUCUAGGAGCUAUGAAGAGGAUGUGAAAGUGCUCUGCAAGCAGUUGGCAGGGUCUGGUCUAGAACAAAUGGACAUUCCCCUCAGCAGUGGUCUGGAUGACAUCCUUGAGGCAAUCAGAAUUCACUUGGAGAGAGACAUGGAAAAGAACCAGGUGGAGGCAGGAGCCUUCCUCCGUGCCAAGCAACAGGCAGAGGUUGUCCACCAGACCCAGGAAGAGAGGCUGACCGCCACCCUCAGCAUGGACCUCCAGAGCACCGCCAGCCAAGUGCAGCGCCUCCGGGCCGAGACAGAGUCCCUGCGGGCCCUGAAACAAGGCCUGGAGCACACCCUGCAGGAUGCCAAGCACUGGCAUGAGAUGGAACUGCAGAACCUGGGUGCCGUGAUGGGCAGGCUGGAGGCAGAGCUCAGGGAGGUGCAGGCAGAGGCUGAGCAGCAGCAGAGGACCCGGGAGCACCUGCUGGCACACAAGGAGCAGCUGCAGCGCCAGGUGGCGGCCGGCCACUCGCUGCUGGACAGGGAGGAGAGCGGGAAAGGCGUCUCAGGCUGCUCCAUAUUCAAGGGGCUCUCUGAGGUGGAUGUCAGCAAGUUCCUGGAGUUUUUCAGUUAA
This is a messenger RNA of Sorex fumeus (smoky shrew), 1323 nucleotides long. RefSeq names its product beaded filament structural protein 2 (gene BFSP2). The transcript has 8 exons. Gene Ontology annotation, cellular component: intermediate filament. Gene Ontology annotation, biological process: intermediate filament organization. NCBI's taxonomy places the organism in Eukaryota, Metazoa, Chordata, Mammalia, Eulipotyphla, Soricidae. Bases 1 to 1323 code for a protein of 440 amino acids. Gene Ontology annotation, molecular function: structural molecule activity. The record is from RefSeq and is a predicted model, not a curated record.